CAAAACAAAGAAUAACAUUAUCUUUUUCAUCUGUCUCCUGUUCAAAGAUUUGAUUAUAUGAAGUUGGGAAAGAGAAGCAAUGAACAGCACUGAUAUAAUACAACUAGAAAAAAGCAAAACCAACCAACCGACCAACCUACCAUCUCUUUUAGCUUCGUUCUUUCUCUCCUUAAAACUACACAUCCUUAGUUCUUCACUCUUGUGUUUGUGCAGUGUGGUUUUCACCAUGGAAUUCAGAUCCAAAUCAUGCAGGAGUGAGAGUCUGCAGAUUGAAAACUACAAUGGAGGAAGGGUGGCCCCAACAGGUAUGCAAGAUCUGAGGUCUUACAGUUACAGUGCAAGUUAUGGUGCUUCUGCAUAUCCAUGCAAGAUAGGUAAGGAAAAGGAAGUGAAGGUGGAUAAAGGGAAAAACAUAGCUAAUAAAGUAUCAAAAAGUUGGAGCUUCAAUGAUCCUGAGUUGCAGAGGAAGAAGAGAGUGGCUGGCUAUAAAAUAUAUUCUGUGGAAGGAAAAAUGAAAGGCUCACUCAGGAAGAGUUUAAGGUGGAUCAAGAACACCUACACAGAAGCUGUUCAUGGAUGGUGGUGAUUAAUCGGUGAAUGGAAACCAGACUAUACAAUUUCAACUAAGAAAGAAGGAGUAUCAAAUGAAAGCUUAUUAGUUGAAGAGAGAUUUGGCUGUGUUAUUCAUUCUGUUUCACUCUUGCAUGUGAUAUCAACAUAUCUCAAGAAGAGUUAGGACAAAACUUACGCAUCUACAAUUUCUAUGUAAACUAUACUGAAAAAGUGUGCUAAAGUUUACACAGUUUUGAUGAGAGAAUGAAAAUGGAAUUUGCAUUGAAGAGU
Vigna umbellata (rice bean) is the source of this 843-nucleotide messenger RNA. RefSeq lists its product as uncharacterized. The record is from RefSeq and is a predicted model, not a curated record. Lineage: Eukaryota; Viridiplantae; Streptophyta; Magnoliopsida; Fabales; Fabaceae.